AGGAGGGCACUGCCGCCCAGGGGGCCCCGCGCCGCGAGCAGCAGAGGGAAGGACCCUCACACGCGUGUGUUCAACACCGCACCGCGAACAGAAGCCCCCGAAAGGAGCCCCGUGAUGCUGGCCAGGCUGUGAACAGGGGAGGCAGCACUGCAGGGGCUGCCGGCAGCCGGGGCUGGGGAGAGACAUGUGGGCACGUAGCCCCUAUGGCUCCCGCCUGCCAGAUCCUCCGAUGGGCCCUCGCCCUGGGGCUGGGCCUCACCUUCAAGGUCGCGCAUGCCUUCCGAUCUCAAGAUGAGUUCCUGUCCAGCCUGGAAAGCUAUGAGAUCGCCUUCCCCACCCGCGUGGACCACAAUGGGGCCCUGCUGGCCUUCUCGCCGCCAGCCCCCCGCAGGCAGCGCCGGGGCACGGGAGUCGCGGCCGAGUCCCACCUCUUCUACAAAGUGGCUGCUCCCAGCACCCACUUCCUGCUGAAUCUGACCCGCAGCCCCCGUCUCCUGGCGGGCCACGUCUCCGUGGAGUACUGGACGCGCGAGGGCCUGGCCUGGCAGAGGGCUGCCCGGGCCCACUGCCUCUAUGCCGGGCACCUGCAGGGCCAGGCGGGCAGUUCACACGUAGCCAUCAGCACCUGCGGCGGCCUGCACGGCCUGAUCGUGGCCGACGAGGAGGAGUACCUGAUCGAGCCCCUGCGCGGCGGGCCCAAGAGCCCCCGGGGCCCGGAGGAAAGCGGCCCUCAUGUGGUGUACAAGCGCUCCUCUCUCCGCCACCCCCACCUGGACACGGCCUGCGGGGUGCGAGACGAGAAGCCGUGGAAAGGCCGGCCGUGGUGGCUGCGCACCCUGAAGCCGCCGCCCGCCCGGCCGCUGGGGAAUGAGACGGAGCGCGGGCAGCUGGGCCUGAAGCGCUCUGUCAGCCGGGAGCGCUACGUGGAGACCCUGGUGGUGGCAGACAAGAUGAUGGUGGCCUACCACGGGCGCCGGGACGUGGAGCAGUACGUGCUGGCCAUCAUGAACAUUGUUGCCAAACUUUUCCAGGACUCCAGUCUGGGAAGCAUCGUCAACAUCCUCGUGACCCGACUCAUCCUGCUCACGGAGGACCAGCCCACCCUGGAGGUCACUCACCAUGCUGGCAAGUCCCUCGACAGCUUCUGCAAGUGGCAGAAAUCCAUCGUGAGCCACAGUGGGCACGGGAACGCCAUUCCGGAGAACGGAGUGGCCAACCACGACACGGCGGUGCUCAUCACGCGCUAUGACAUCUGCAUCUAUAAGAACAAGCCCUGCGGCACCCUAGGCCUGGCCCCCGUGGGCGGCAUGUGCGAGCGGGAGAGGAGCUGCAGCAUCAACGAGGACAUCGGCCUGGCCACGGCGUUCACCAUCGCCCACGAGAUCGGGCACACGUUCGGCAUGAACCACGACGGCGUGGGGAACAGCUGCGGAGCCCGCGGCCAGGACCCCGCGAAGCUCAUGGCCGCCCACAUCACCAUGAAGACCAACCCGUUCGUGUGGUCGUCCUGCAGCCGGGACUACAUCACCAGCUUUCUGGACUCGGGGCUGGGGCUCUGCCUGAACAACCGGCCUCCGAGACAGGACUUCGUGUACCCCACAGUGGCGCCUGGCCAGGCCUACGACGCGGAUGAGCAGUGCCGCUUCCAGCAUGGAGUCAAAUCGCGUCAGUGUAAAUACGGGGAGGUCUGCAGCGAGCUCUGGUGCCUGAGCAAGAGCAACCGGUGCAUCACCAACAGCAUCCCGGCGGCCGAGGGCACGCUGUGCCAGACGCACACCAUCGACAAGGGGUGGUGCUACAAGCGGGUUUGCGUCCCCUUCGGCUCGAGGCCAGAAGGCGUGGACGGGGGCUGGGGCCCCUGGACCCCGUGGGGCGACUGCAGCCGGACGUGCGGCGGCGGCGUGUCCUCGUCCAGCCGCCACUGCGACAGCCCCAGGCCGACCAUCGGGGGCAAGUACUGUCUGGGGGAGAGACGGCGACACCGGUCCUGUAACACGCAAGACUGUCCCCCGGGCUCCCAGGACUUCCGAGAGGUGCAGUGCUCUGAAUUUGACAGCGUCCCUUUCCGUGGAAAGUUCUACUCGUGGAAGGCGUACCGAGGGGGGGGCGUGAAGGCCUGCUCGCUCACCUGCUUAGCUGAGGGCUUCAACUUCUACACCGAGAGGGCGGCAGCCGUGGUGGACGGGACGCCCUGCCGCCCAGACACGGUGGACAUUUGUGUCAGCGGCGAGUGCAAGCACGUGGGCUGUGACCGCGUCCUGGGCUCCGACCUGCGGGAGGACAAGUGCAGGGUGUGCGGCGGGGACGGCAGCGCCUGCGAGACCAUCGAGGGGGUCUUCAGCCCCGCCCUGGUGGGGGCCGGAUACGAGGAUGUCGUGUGGAUCCCCAAAGGCUCUGUGCACAUUUUCAUCCAGGACCUGAACCUGUCCCUCAGUCACCUGGCCCUGAAGGGGGACCAGGAGUCCCUGCUGCUGGAGGGACUGCCCGGGACCCCCCAACCUCACCGCCUGCCGCUGGCCGGGACCACCUUUCACCUGCGACAGGGGCCAAACCGGACGCAGAGCCUGGAAGCCCUGGGACCCAUCAAUGCAUCUCUCAUUGUCAUGGUGCUGGCCCGGACAGAGCUGCCUGCCCUGCGCUACCGCUUCAACGCGCCCAUCGCCCGGGACACGCUGCCGCCCUACUCCUGGCACUACACGCCCUGGACCAAGUGCUCGGCUCAGUGUGCCGGCGGCAGCCAGGUGCAGGUGGUGGAGUGCCGCAACCAGCUGGACAGCUCCGCCGUGGCCCCCCAUUACUGCAGCGCCCACAGCAAACUGCCCAAGAGGCAGCGCGCCUGCAACACGGACCCUUGCCCGCCCGACUGGGUAGUCGGCAACUGGUCCCGCUGCAGCCGCAGCUGUGACGCGGGCGUGCGCAGCCGCUCGGUCGUGUGCCAGCGCCGCGUAUCGGAGGCCGAGGAGAAGGCGCUGGACGACAGUGCCUGCCCGCAGCCGCGCCCGCCGGUGCUGGAGGCCUGCCACGGCCCGGCCUGCCCUCCCGAGUGGGCGGCCCUGGACUGGUCUGAGUGCACCCCCAGCUGCGGGCCAGGCCUCCGCCACCGCGUGGUCCUUUGCAAGAGCGCAGACCACCGGGCCACCCUGCCCGCUGCACACUGCCCGCCCGCGGCCAAGCCUCCGGCCACCAUGCGCUGCAACCUGCGCCGCUGCCCUCCGGCGCGCUGGGUGGCCAGCGAGUGGGGCGAGUGCUCCGUGCAGUGUGGCCUGGGCCAGCAGCAGCGCGCCGUGCACUGCACCAGCCACACGGGGCAGCCGUCGCGCGAGUGCACCGAGGCCCUGCGGCCGCCCGCCACGCAGCAGUGCGAGGCCAAGUGUGACAGCACGCCGCCCGGGGACGGCCCCGAAGAAUGCAAGGAUGUGAACAAGGUUGCCUACUGCCCCCUGGUGCUCAAAUUUCAGUUCUGCAGCCGGUCCUACUUCCGCCAGAUGUGCUGCAAGACCUGCCAGGGCCGCUAGGGGGCACGCGGUACCCGGAGCCGUUGCUGCGCGCAGGCUAAAGCGGACCCCGCCCAAAGGGCCUGGGCGGGAGCUGAGAUGCAAAUGCCAGUUAUUUAUUGGGGACCCCUGCAGGGCCCCUGGCUGGGGGUGGAGAGGGGCUGGCGCACCCGGGGGCCCUCUUUAGCUUCGCACCCAGUACAUAGACCCCCUCCAGGAUGGGUCUGGGGACGACGGCUAUUGGCCCGGGGCCCCUCGCGCCCACCCUUAGGGAGUCUCCAGCAGCCCCCCACCGUUUGAUUGGAAUCUACUGUGAAGAGUGGGGUGGGGAGGGGCCUGCCGCCCACUCCUAGCGGGGGGAGGGGCCGCGUCUGCGAUGGGGGAGGGGGCUGAGCACCACCUCCUGACACCCCGACCUCUGCCCAGCCUGCCCCAGGGGGACCCCAACAUCCAGGCCACCCUGAUCAUGGUGCUACACGCCCUGCCCUGGGGCCCACACACCCCUCGCGAGGAAGCCCUACAUCAAUAAAGCCCUGUCUCGUGUA
Molecule: messenger RNA, 4039 nt
Organism: Chinchilla lanigera (long-tailed chinchilla)
Lineage: Eukaryota; Metazoa; Chordata; Mammalia; Rodentia; Chinchillidae
Gene: Adamts10
Product: ADAM metallopeptidase with thrombospondin type 1 motif, 10
Biological process (GO): proteolysis; extracellular matrix organization
Cellular component (GO): extracellular matrix
Molecular function (GO): metalloendopeptidase activity
Source: RefSeq, a predicted model, not a curated record